AUGGACCGACCAAUUUUUUACACUCGACGAUCUGUAGAUAGUGCUCGCGCGGCCACCACGCCUGCUUCCCCUGCCGCUACCGCUGCGCCUGCCUCUCCCCUCAACCCGAACUCUUCCCAAUCCUCGUCAUCCCCUUCCCAUUCGACCCUAAACACCUCUGUUCCUGUCGACCUGCCUCUGCCAUCGAGACCCGGACGCUCCAUCUCGCAUUCUCUCAACCUCUCCUCCUCUGCCAGCAGGAAGAGCCGACAUGCCGAGCCUGGAACCACCGACGCCCACUCUGCCACUGCUAGCCUUUCCAUGCCCCCGCCCUCUUCCAUUCCUCUAAAGAGCCCCCGAGGUUCUCUCUGCCGCAGCCGUCGAGAAUCAAACAAUUCGCUCGAGGCCUGGAGCGAUUCCGCCCUGCAAUUUGCCGACGUCGACGACGUCGAUACCCCACGCCUCAUGUCUGGGUCUAGCCAGCAAGAUUCCACCGCCCCAUAUCGCCCCCUCCCCGAACCUGCCCUCACAACCAAAUCUUCUUUUUCUUCCGAGUCUGAUCUCAAGGACAAGCGCACCUCGAUUUCCAGCGUCUUCUCCGUCUACUCGCUGGCCUCGGCUCGCGGUGUCGCCCCAACCUCGGUCCCCGCCGCGCAAUCUUCCGCUGCUUCGACAACCGGCUCCGACGGUGGCCCUUCGCGCUCCGUUUCCGGCAUCAUGUCGUCGGGAAAACCUGUCACGAAUGCCUCUCAACCCGGCGCCGAGCUGUCCAACGUCACUGUAACCACCUCCUCGAACGGUCAAAAUGCCAAUGCUGCCCCAGGUGGCCACCACCUCGCGCCGCGCGAGACCAAUACCCAUACCCAUCACGACGUAAUCAAACGCCCUCCUCGUUCCGAGCGGCCUCAGCCAACUCGAUCCCGCAGCCGUAACAAGCGUAGGUUCAGCGGAAGCACUGGUGCUAGCAGUCAUAGCCCCAGCAGCGAUCGAGGACCCUACCACAACAAGGAGAAAGAAGAGGUCAAGCCAGCGCCUUGGGGUGUUAUUGGAGUUUGCGCUUUGGAUGUCAAGGCCCGCAGCAAGCCUAGCAGAAACAUUUUGAAUCGACUCAUUGCUAACCGCGAGUUCGACGUCGUUGUGUUUGGCGACAAGGUUAUCUUGGACGAAGAGGUCGAGAAUUGGCCCAUGUGUGAUUACCUCAUCUCCUUCUACUCGGAUGGCUUCCCUCUGGAUAAGGCGAUUGCCUACGUCAAGGCUCGGAAACCGUUUUGCGUCAAUGAUGUGCCAAUGCAAAAGAUUCUCUGGGAUCGUCGUCUAUGCCUCAACAUCUUGGACGGCAUAGGUGUGGCUACGCCAAAACGUAUUGAGGUGAACCGUGAUGGCGGCCCUGAACUUCUGACCCCAGACACUGCGAAGCAUAUCAAGGAGAUCACUGGUAUAACCUUGGAUGCCGAAGACCUGGGCUACAACAGGCUUCCUCGCAAGGUCGAGCUCCUCGACGACGGCGAUAUUCUCAGCGUCGAUGGUGCUCUGCUCAAGAAGCCCUUUGUCGAGAAACCUGUCAGCGGUGAGGAUCACAACAUCAUCAUCUACUUCCCCAAGUCCACCGGCGGUGGUGCUCGUCGACUAUUCCGCAAAAUCGGCAACAAGAGCUCCGAAUAUGAUCCAGACUUGAACAUUCCUCGCGCUAUCCUGGAGCCAGAGAAUAGCUAUAUUUACGAAAAGUUUAUGAGAGUCGACAAUGCCGAGGAUGUCAAAGCCUAUACUGUAGGGCCCAAUUAUUGCCAUGCAGAGACUCGGAAAUCUCCCGUCGUUGACGGUGUCGUCAGGCGUAACACACACGGCAAGGAGCUGCGCUAUGUUACGGCCCUAGAGCCCGAAGAGAAGGAAAUCGCCAGCAAGAUUUCGACUUCUUUCGGUCAAAGAGUCUGCGGUUUUGACUUCCUACGGGCUGGCGGUAAGAGCUAUGUCAUUGACGUCAACGGUUGGAGUUUUGUCAAAGACAAUGACGAUUACUAUGACCAUUGCGCCAACAUUCUCAAGGACGUCUUUGUAAAGGAAAGACUUCGAAGAGGCGGCGUCACCUCCCCCGCGCCAUCGCCUUCUCUCUCGGAUAUAAAUGAUCCAUUGGCAUCACGAGGCAAGGAGAAGGAGUCAUCACAACCCAUCCCUGUACCACCGGCACAGAAUAAGUCCGUCACCAAUGUACCGGCUGUCUCUGAGAAGCUGCCUCAGGAGCCGAAGGCCGCACCCGCGAAUGCACCACCUCAAAAGUCGGAGAGUGCACUCCCCUCUGCCGUCACUAGUUCGUGUACCAGCCCUACCCUUCCUCCUCCGCCUCCGCUGGUAGAGCCUGCUAUAGCGAGCGUCCCUUCCACCACGGGGUCGGCCACACCAUCCGCCGCCCCUUCGCUGCAAGGAGAGGGCAUUGUACCUCCGCCAGAGGACCCUCCAGCGCCGCCGCCGCCACCUAAGCACUCUUGGAAGCUCAAGGGUAUUGUGUCCGUCAUUCGCCAUGCCGAUCGAACUCCAAAGCAAAAGUACAAGUUCACCUUCCAUACGGCGCCGUUCAUUGAGUUACUCAAAGGCCAUCAGGAAGAGGUGCUCCUCAUUGGAGAGGCAGCUCUGGCUAGCGUACUGCAGGCCGUAGAUGUUGCGCUGAGGGCAGGCGUGGAAGAUCGCUCCAAGUUAAAGUCCCUCCGCAACGUCCUCGUGAAGAAGGGCGGAUGGGCUGGCACCAAGGUCCAGAUCAAGCCAAUGUUCCGGAAGAAGAAAACGGAAGAGGUCGCAGUCUCGUCAGGCGAUGAGCUUUCACAAGUCCUGAAAGAGGGCGUCGAGACAGAUUUCGCAGACAAGCCGGAAGAAGGCGCCGCAAAGACGGAAAACUCUUCACCGUCUAGAAUGCCACCCAAGAGGCAUGACUCUCUCUCCGGUAUGACCAUGUCCCGUAUCACAGCCGCAGAAGAGAGCUUGGUCCUGGAGAAGCUUCAGCUCAUUGUCAAAUGGGGCGGUGAGCCGACGCACUCAGCACGCUAUCAGGCCCAGGAACUGGGCGAGAACAUGAGAAACGACUUCAAUCUGCUUAAUCGAGAUGUUCUGGACGAGGUCCACGUCUUCAGCAGUUCUGAACGCCGAGUUACAACCAGCGCACAGAUUUGGGCUUCUGCUUUCCUGGAUCGUAAAGACCUCCCGGAGGACUUUAUUACUAUCCGCAAGGAUUUACUCGAUGACUCCAACGCCGCCAAGGACGAGAUGGACAAGGUGAAGAAGAAGCUAAAGGGUCUCCUUCGCAAGGGUAACGAGCGACCUUCCCAUUUCGCUUGGCCGGAAAAGAUGCCCGAGCCAUCAGAGGUUCAGACCCGUGUUGUCCAACUUAUGAACUUCCAUCGCCGUGUGAUGCACUACAACUACAGCAAAUUAAACAACGGUAGUGCCGUUGCUUCCUUAAAUAACGCUAUUGCCAACCCGGGCUCUGAGAAACCUGCAAACGCGGAGGCAUCGGGCUCGACAAGCUCCAUCUCCUCAUCCUUGUCUCAGGCGAAUGCGGUGAGCAACAUCCAACCCAGAUGGUGUUGUGGCGAGGAUGCCGAGCUCUUCAGAGAACGCUGGGAAAAGCUGUUUGCGGAGUUUUGCGACGGAGAAAAGGUUGAUCCUAGCAAGAUCUCCGAGCUCUACGACACAAUGAAGUUCGAUGCUCUGCACAAUCGGCAGUUCUUGGAAUGGGUUUUCACCCCGCCCAAAGCCAUGCUGGAGGAGGAGUACGGCAUCAAGGACAAGGAAAAGGAUAAGGACAGCAAGGACAGUAGCAAAGAGGUCAAGAAUGCCGAGAAGACGUCCGAUGAGGGGAAGUCGUCGCAGGACUCGCGCGAGGAAAGACGGGAUUUCUCGGGAUCCAGCGAUAAGGCAGAUAAGAGCUCGACAUCUGUGAGACGUAUCUUCCGACGGCGGUCGUUCCUCAACGGUCUUCGACACGUCGAGGCAGCCCCGCCUGAGCAGUACUUCCAUCUGUACAAGGGCAACACUCAGACCAAGGCAAAGACCGAUGCCAGGUUUGAACCAUUGCGGGAAUUGUACCAGCUCGCCAAGGUCCUCUUCGAUUUCAUCUGCCCUCAAGAGUACGGCAUCUCUGAUGGGGAGAAGCUGGAAAUUGGCCUUCUAACGUCGCUGCCGCUGCUCAAAGAGAUUGUUCAGGAUCUCGAAGAGAUGCAAGCAUCGAACGAUGCCAAGUCCUUCUUCUACUUCACUAAAGAAUCCCACAUUUACACCCUUCUCAACUGCAUUCUCGAAGGAGGGAUCGAGACGAAGAUCAAGAGAAGUACUAUUCCCGAGCUCGACUAUCUUUCGCAGAUCUGCUUCGAGUUGUAUGAGUCGGAGACAAAGGCCCCUGCCGCCACACCCGAUGGGGGUGAAGAGCAGACUUUUGCCUACAGUAUCAGAAUCACCAUUAGCCCCGGAUGCCACGUCUUCGACCCGCUAGACGUCCAAUUGGACAGCAAGCAUUGCAUCAGCUGCGCUCCGCGACGCAGUCUGACCCCUCACGGUGAUUGGAUGCAAGUGAUCCGCACUCUGAGGGCCAAGUUCAACCAAGUUAAACUUCCCAAGACCUUCCUCGCAGUGAACUUGUCAGAUCUCUUCUCCAUAGAGGAUCAUGAACGACGAGACAGUGACAGCGAGGGGCUUGAGAUGAAGGGAUUGCAUCCCAAACCGAAGGCAGCAGAGCAGCAGAUCACAGCCCAGCCAGAGCCCGAGAGUGGCGCGGGAAAGGAAGAGCUAAUCUCAGCGGGUCAGGCUCUCGCAUCAGCCUCGUCGGUUGUCAUGGAUGACGAGGAGCCCGUGAGCCCGAGAACCAAGCCCGAUACUUCGACUGAGACAAUCUCCCAGGUGGCAGCAGAGCCUGUCGAGUAA
Molecule: messenger RNA, 4884 nt
Organism: Colletotrichum orchidophilum
Lineage: Eukaryota; Fungi; Ascomycota; Sordariomycetes; Glomerellales; Glomerellaceae
Product: histidine acid phosphatase
Exons: 5
Coding region: 1-4884 (1627 amino acids)
Biological process (GO): inositol metabolic process; inositol phosphate biosynthetic process
Cellular component (GO): cytosol
Molecular function (GO): 5-diphosphoinositol pentakisphosphate 1-kinase activity; diphosphoinositol pentakisphosphate kinase activity; inositol hexakisphosphate kinase activity
Source: RefSeq, a predicted model, not a curated record